Penicillium crustosum is the source of this 1047-nucleotide messenger RNA. RefSeq lists its product as uncharacterized. Bases 1 to 1047 code for a protein of 348 amino acids. The transcript has 5 exons. The record is from RefSeq and is a predicted model, not a curated record. NCBI's taxonomy places the organism in Eukaryota, Fungi, Ascomycota, Eurotiomycetes, Eurotiales, Aspergillaceae.
AUGGCUCCCGGUAAAACCAAGGUGCUUUUUACCGGAGCCACCGGUUAUAUAGGAGGUUCAGUCCUGGAAGCUCUAUUGACUUCUCAAAUCGAAGUACUCCGAGACGAGAUCGUUAUCAGCGCACCGGUUCGAAAGCAAGACCAAGCGCAGAUCUUAGAGUCAAAGGGUGUCAAGUCCUUUGUUUUCAAUGGCCUGGAUGAUACUGCUCAGAUGGAAAACCUAUCCAGAGAGCAUGAUGUGGUCAUCCAUACGGCUUCCACCAUGCACACGGAGGCAAUUGAAGCCAUGAUUACUGGAUUGGCAGGUAGAAGGGAAGCCACUGGAAGUAAGGUCUUCUUUAUACACACUGCGGGAACAGGCAGCUUGGCAGAUCGUCCAAUUACAGGUUCCCUUGUAGAACACCGGAUCUUCUCUGACAAGUCUGAUAAUAUUUACCAGUACUUAAAGGACCGGCAAGAGAUAGAAGAUUUACCUGUCCGUCGCAGUGAUGUGGCGAUCGUCGAAAUCGGCCGCAGACUUGCCGUUCCGACAUUCAUUCUGAUGUCCCCAUUGAUCUAUGGCGUGGGUACGGGAUUGUUCAACAAGCUAUCCAUUCAAAUUCCCGCCAUGGCCCGUGGAGCUAUCCAAGCACAGCGAGCUGAGGUCGUGGGUGAUGGGUCGCAGCGUUGGGGUAAUAUCCACAUCGCCGAUCUCGGUGAUCUUUAUGAACUGCUCCUCUCCAAAAUCCCACUCGGUGACAACAUUUCGUCUGGGGAAAAUGGCAUCUAUUUCACAGUGGCGGACGAGCAUAUGUGGAUGGAUAUCGCGAAAGGAAUUGCUAGCGUCGGUAGUGCAACCGGCACGUUGAAAUCUGGAGUGGAAUCUGUGUCACUGCAGGAAGCUGCAGAUAGGUGGAUGAAUGGGAAUACUAUAUUUACCGAAACUGUUUUUGCAUCCAACGCAUGGGCGAGAUCUGAUCUGGCAAGGGAACUGGGCUGGAAGCCGAAGUUUGAUGCGUCUCAUCUUCAGUCCGCCAUCGAGGCAGACAUGAAGGCUAUUUUGGGAUAG